Solanum pennellii is the source of this 1376-nucleotide messenger RNA. Its product is annotated as protein MIZU-KUSSEI 1. Gene Ontology annotation, biological process: hydrotropism. The coding region runs from base 248 to 1012 and encodes 254 amino acids. The transcript has a single exon. NCBI's taxonomy places the organism in Eukaryota, Viridiplantae, Streptophyta, Magnoliopsida, Solanales, Solanaceae. The record is from RefSeq and is a predicted model, not a curated record.
CCUUUUUAAACGAUGUGUAUUUAAAAUAGUCGAGUUAAUUAGUUUCGAAAACUGAUAAACAAUGUAACGGCUACUACAUCUGUUCCCGCUCUUUCCAUUUUCCCCCUCUCUGUUUUUUUCAGUCAUAAUAACUAUUUUCUUAAUACAGUAUAAAUAUACUGCUCUGCUCUGUAUAUUACCCAUUCAGAAACAAAAAUCUUGCUCCUUCAUCUUCUUCAUUUUGUCUGCAAUUUUCGAUCCAAAAAAUAUGCCGAAAGUCGAUGCUCUCCGUCGAUUUCUCCUCCCCUGUUUCAAUUCAACACCCACAUCGCCAGCACCACCGGCGCCGCUAACAAUCUCCACCAAAAAACGUCUGAGUACAUCUCUGCGUGACGAUCUCGACGACCCAAAACAAGAUAAGAAGUUCGAAGAAGAUCAAGAAGAUUCAUACCCAACAACCCCAAUCAGUACUACAAACCCCACGACCAGCGCCUCCGGCGCCGCAAUUUCACUCUCAGCUCCGCCGCGUUCUUCCAAAACAAUGGUAAUCGGAACAAUCUUCGGCCAACGUCGCGGUGGACAUGUAUGGUUCUGCGUACAACACGAUCGUCUCAACACGAAGCCUUCACUUCUUCUAGAACUUUCCAUUCCAACAACAACCCUAAUUCAAGAAAUGCGAUGUGGAUUAGUCCGAAUUGCACUUGAAUCGUCGGAUUCGGAGCUGAAUCGUUGCCCGCUCCAUUCAAUUCCAAUGUGGACUCUGUUCUGUAAUGGGAGAAAAAUCGGGUUUGCGGUUCGGAGACGGGCGACCCAACAGACCCGAAUUAUGUUGAAGACGAUGCAGUCAAUGACAGUCGGGGCGGGUGUAAUUCCGUCGGGUUUGGUUUCGGGUACCGAAUCUGAAGAAGUGUUGUAUAUGAGAGCUAACUAUGAGUGUAUUAUUGGUGGUGCGGAUUCGGAGUCUUUUCAUUUGAUUAACCCCGACGAAGGUCCGGGUCAAGAAUUUAGUAUCUUUUUGCUCCGAUCCAAAUAAGUGUGUGAAUCAUAGACGGCUGACUUUGAAAGAUCAACGCGAAGUGAAAAUCAGAAAAUUUUGAGUUUUCUAAUUUUGUAUUUUUGGUCAAAAGGGGUUCUUAGUCCUAAUAUUUGAGAAAUUUUUAACAGCUUUUUUUUUUUAAAAGAAAGCUAAUUUUUUAAUUAUUCCUUUUUAGUUUUGUUUUUUCAAGAUUAGCUUAAUCUUUAGUUUAGGCCAUUUUUUUUUAGAACUUUUUGGUGCAUGAGAAUCUUUAGCACAAGAAAUGUAUGAAAAAAAUUUAGUAUUUUUCCUCUUCUUUUUUUUGAGAAGUUUUGGCAAAUAGGAUAUUAUAUUCUUCUUGUAUGAUAAUUCCAAUAUGAUA